Molecule: messenger RNA, 600 nt
Organism: Aspergillus glaucus CBS 516.65
Lineage: Eukaryota; Fungi; Ascomycota; Eurotiomycetes; Eurotiales; Aspergillaceae
Exons: 2
Coding region: 247-465 (72 amino acids)
Source: RefSeq, a predicted model, not a curated record
CGCCAAUCCGAGUUUCUUUCUCCCACCAAAGCGCCAUAAUUUACUGAGGGAGACUUACGACUAGGACAUUCUUCGAUAUCGUUCAAAAACAAGUCCAAGCAGCAAUCCAUUGUUAAUAUUUCACUCGAACCGAACGCCACGCUGAUCGACUAUUACAAUCGAAUCGUAAUAUAAGCAGACCAGAAAGCAGCACUUGCAUACACAAAGUAUCCAGAAAGCAACAGAUAAGCAUAUCCUUUUUGCACCAUGACCACAGUCUCGAUCACCAGGGAACUCGAGCCAUACUUGGCUUCUCUCCGGUCAUACCUGGAGGACCACCCGAGCAAUCUACCGGAUAACGAGCCCGCAACGCGCUCAGAACGCCAGCCUGCUAUCAAAAAAGACCCGGAGGAGCCAUCGAGAUCGAAAAGCAGUGCUACCAGGAAUCCCUCCGCAAAGCGUCUUCCAUUACGCCCUCGAUAUUAACUGAGCCUGUUCCAAAUUCAACCUCUAUCCCAGGAACACUUCCCAGCCCCAUUUUUCCAUCACAUUGACCCAAUGCAAUCGUCCCCGGACAGUCUUUUCAUGCUCGAUAUUUUCCAACCCUGACACAGCAGAGCU